AAACACUGCCCGGAGUGAGAGCAAACUACCAGCGCAGUGGGGCCGGCGCGAGUGUGCGUGCGUGUGUGUGCGUGUGUGUGCGAGAGAGCGAGCACGGCGGGAGGAGGGGACCAACCGCUUCACACUUUCAACACUGCACUGAAGAGGGAGAGAGAGAGACUGGAGACGUACAGAUCCCCCCAAGAUCUCCCAAAGCUACCGUCCCACAGAUUAUAGAACAGAACCCCAAAAAUCGAAACAGAGGAAACGGACAGCGGUGGAACAUGGACGAAGGAAUUCCUCAUUUGCAAGAGAGACAGUUACUGGAACAUAGAGAUUUUAUAGGACUGGAUUAUCCCUCUUUGUAUAUGUGUAAGCCCAAAAGGAGCAUGAAGCGAGACGAUAGCAAGGAUACCUACAAAUUACCGCACAGAUUAAUAGAAAAGAAAAGAAGAGACCGAAUUAAUGAAUGCAUCGCUCAGCUGAAAGACUUACUGCCUGAACAUCUAAAGUUGACAACUCUGGGGCACCUGGAGAAAGCGGUGGUCUUGGAAUUAACUUUGAAACACUUAAAAGCUUUAACAGCCUUAACGGAGCAGCAACAUCAUAAGAUAAUUGCUUUACAGAAUGGGGAGCGAUCUCUGAAAUCGCCCAUUCAGUCCGACUUGGAUGCGUUCCAUUCGGGAUUUCAAACAUGCGCCAAAGAAGUCUUGCAAUACCUCGCCCGGUUUGAGAGCUGGACGCCCAGGGAGCCGCGGUGUGUCCAGCUGAUCAACCACUUGCACGCCGUGGCCACCCAGUUCUUGCCCACCCCCCAGCUGUUGACUCAACAGGUUCCUCUGAGCAAAGGCACCGGCGUGCCCUCGGCCGCCGCUCCCGCCGGGUCCGGGGCCGCCCCCUGCCUGGAGCGCGCCGGGCAGAAGCUGGAGCCCCUCGCCCACUGCGUGCCGGUCAUCCAGCGGACUCAGCCCAGCGCCGAGCUCGCCGCCGAGAACGACACGGACACCGACAGCGGCUACGGCGGCGAGGCCGAGGCCCGGCCGGACCGCGACAAGGGCAAAGGCGCGGGGGCGAGCCGCGUCACCAUCAAGCAGGAGCCCCCCGGGGAGGACUCGCCGGCGCCCAAGAGGAUGAAGCUGGAUUCCCGCAGCGGCGGCGGCCUGGGGGGCGGCGCGGCGGCGGCGGCGGCCGCGCUCCUGGGGCCCGACCCGGCCGCCCCGGCCGCGCUGCUGAGACCCGACGCUGCUCUGCUCAGCUCGCUGGUGGCGUUCGGCGGAGGCGGGGGCGCGCCCUUCGCGCAGCCUGCGGCCGCCGCGGCCCCCUUCUGCCUGCCCUUCUACUUCCUCUCGCCUUCGGCGGCCGCCGCCUACGUGCAGCCCUUCCUGGACAAGAGCGGCCUGGAGAAGUACCUGUACCCGGCGGCGGCCGCCGCCCCGUUCCCACUGCUGUACCCCGGCAUCCCCGCCCCGGCCGCCGCCGCCGCUGCCGCCGCUGCCGCCGCCGCCGCCGCCGCCUUCCCCUGCCUGUCCUCCGUGUUGUCGCCCCCUCCCGAGAAGGCGGCAGCCGCCGCCGCCGCGACCCUCCUGCCGCACGAGGUGGCGCCCCCUGGGGCGCUGCACCCCCCGCCCCCGCACGGCCGCACCCACCUGCCCUUCGCCGGCCGCUGCGAGCCGGGGAAGCCGGAGAGCUCCGCUCAGGAAGAUCCCUCGCAGGCAGGAAAGGAAACCCCCUGAAUCCUUGCUCCCCUUAGAAGGGACCCGGGUUCACGCGGAAUCAUAAUAAGUUAAAACACCCUUAACGUUUUCAAGGGAGGAAAUGUAAGAGAUGCACGACGGGCUUAAAAGAAAACAAAACAAGCAAAAAAAAACCACAGGUGUUUUGUGUACGUUUGGAGUUCCUGUUUUGCUCAUCCCUCACCGCCCACCAACCUCCACACACUAACAUCCCUUUCUUCUCCCACCAGCUGUAAAAGAACCUCAUAGGUAUUCUUUUUUCUUUAAAGAGCUCCCCAUAGUAAGUUUUGCCUUCUUUUAGGCCACGUUCCAUUGUCUUUUAAAAUAUAAAAUAUAGAACCAAAUUCUCGAGGAAGUGAGAAGGGUCUGCUCUGCGAGUGAGCCCGCUGAACCAGGGUAAGGGAAAGGUGGCGGCGGAGCUGACGUGGAACCGCAGGUAGCGGCUGUCUGCCUGCGUCUCAAAGCUGUCCUGCUUGCUUUAGGAAGAUUUCCACAACUAGAAGGAGGACCUUUUAGAAUUCAACUUAGUCUUCACUAUUUUAUAAUGUUCAGCUUUUCAAAAGGCGUAUAUUUUUCAAAGAGGAAGAGGUGAGGAUGCAGUCGCUCACUUUGCAGCCUAUUCUGAAGUGGUUUGAAUGGUGUCUCGUAGUAACUUGCGCUUGUUUAAAGAGAUGCGGAGUUGGGCCAACGUCAGAACUAAGUCAGGGAAGGAGAUGGAUGAGGAAGGCCAGAGUCAUUCUCAGUACGUUUGCUAGCACUUUAUUGAGAAAUUGACCAUGAAUGAAUUCACUCAUCUUAAUUUCAUAUAUAUAUAUGAAAUUGAGUGCAUCUAUUUUCACCCUGUCAUUAUUUAAUCCAUCAUGUUUCUAAGUU
This is a messenger RNA of Eubalaena glacialis (North Atlantic right whale), 2585 nucleotides long. RefSeq names its product basic helix-loop-helix family member e41 (gene BHLHE41). Lineage: Eukaryota; Metazoa; Chordata; Mammalia; Artiodactyla; Balaenidae. Gene Ontology annotation, cellular component: nucleus. Gene Ontology annotation, biological process: regulation of transcription by RNA polymerase II; anterior/posterior pattern specification; regulation of neurogenesis. The record is from RefSeq and is a predicted model, not a curated record. Bases 264 to 1712 code for a protein of 482 amino acids. The transcript has 5 exons. Gene Ontology annotation, molecular function: protein dimerization activity; DNA-binding transcription factor activity, RNA polymerase II-specific; RNA polymerase II cis-regulatory region sequence-specific DNA binding.